Messenger RNA from Symbiodinium pilosum, 1971 nucleotides. Lineage: Eukaryota; Dinophyceae; Suessiales; Symbiodiniaceae. The record is from the annotation of a GenBank genome assembly.
AUGUCGGAUGCCUUGAAAGAGAAUCUGUGGCCCGUGGUGAUCACCUCGCUGCUGACGGUGCUGGUGGGCAUCUGUGGGUACGUGGCGGUCGGAAUCCAGAACGGGCUGACGUCCGCCACCAGCACGCUCGUCGUGGUGCAGAAGGACCAGGUCAAGCUUGCGACCCAAAUGUCGACGCUCACUUCGGCCGUGGAGCGGCUCGACACGCGGCAGGGCGAGCUGCGGCUGGACAUGGCCGCCCGUAAAGCCAACGCGUUUACCGCCCAAGAGGGCAACGCCGUCCAGCUACGCAUCAGCGGCAACACGGCGCUGAUCAAUGAGAUACUCCGGGACAACCAGAAGACGCUCGAGCAGCUCCAGAAGGAAGACGAGCGGCUGCCAGCAGUGAGCCGCGCAUCGAUGUUCGAAUACGACUACGAACCGGAGUCUUACGCGGGCGAUCGCGUGGGAUGCCUGCGUAUGUUCGUGCUGCUGGUCGUCUUCCUGCUGGGGUCGCUGGGCUUCCUCGUAGCGGUACGCGCCGCCGAGCAGCCCACCCCACCCCAGCCUGCGGUGACCGUUACCGCUCGCGGCGGCGCGUACUACCGCGUGCUGAUCGACGGCGAUGAGGUGAGCAAGCACAGCACCCAGCACAAGGCUCACGAGCGGGCGGCCAACGAGGCGCUGGCCAACCCUGAUGCGGCGGUUGAGGUCCGGUACGAGGUCCGCUACGAGUUCACGGCGGUGAAGCCUGCCCCAACCCCUGAACCUGAGCCCAAGCCAGACCCCGAGCCCGAGCCCACCGCUGGCGCCGUUACGGGAGAGCGGCUCAAGCUAGUCGGCGGCUAUCAGAUCCCGUUUACCGGCGUCGGGGGCAACAACGCCCGCUACUCCGGCCCCGGCCUGGACUACGACGCCGACCGCCGCGCGUGGGUGGUCCGCUACGGCGUAGGUGGCCACAUCGCCGAGCUGAUCGAGCAGGGGCCGCCCGGCGCAGGUGAGCCAGCGACAUGGCCGGAGCUGGCCAUCGGCCGCAGCGGCAAGCCGUUCGCCACAGUCGACAAGAUCGGCCCGGCGGGCGUGCUGUGGCUGGACGCGGAUACCGUGCUGUGCUCGGGCCGGAAGUCUUACCGGAGCGGAUUCACCGCGGACUGGUUGGCGACGCUCAACCUGGCGACCGGCGAAGAGCGCAUCAUUCCGAUGGCCAACCCCGGCGCCGACGAGCAGGCGAAUUUCCACAUGCUCCAGGCGUUCGGAGCGGGCCUCUUGCGCAUCCCCCAGCCGUGGGCCGACGUGCACACCGGCGGGCGGACCAUCGGUGCGGGGCGCGGCGGCUACGACGUGCUAGGGAGUCCGCUCGGCCCGGCGCUGGCGGCGAUCAACCUUGACGACCCGUACCCGAAGCGGGUGCUCAUCGACCACCCGAAGGAAACGCCCGCGCCCCGCAACCCCCGCUACCAGUUCGCGGAUUCCGACCGCGCCCGCCUGCCGAUGUGGCGUGAUCCGGUCGGCGGCCGCGGGUACUGGAUCGCCGGCGACUGUGGCCAGCCCGCCUGGGUGAUCGGCCGCGCCCUGGUGUUCCCGGCGAGCCAGGUUGACGGAACCAUCGACUACCGCGCGCAGGGCGACCGGGGCGGCAACCUCGGCCACUUCGGCGUGGAAGAUCCGACCGUGUUCUACAACACGAACGACGGACCCAACCGUGGCGACCACCAGUCCGAGACGCGCAACGCCAGCCUGCCGCCAGCGGUGCUGCGUCACCGGCUUUACAGCUACGACCCGGCGCAGCUCGCCGAGGUGCUGGCCGGCGAGCGUGAGCCCCACGCCUGCGAGCCGACCAUAAGCGACUUCCCGCUCCCCGAGGGCGCUAGGCUUGUGGGCCUGCACUACGACGAAUCGCGUGGCCUGUUGUGGGCGCUGCUGCGUGACGUGAUCGACGGUAAGAAGCCGGUGCUGGCGGCCUAUACGAUCACCCAAACCGAGGGCGAGUGA